This is a messenger RNA of Pleurotus ostreatus (oyster mushroom), 1269 nucleotides long. RefSeq lists its product as uncharacterized. Bases 1 to 1269 code for a protein of 422 amino acids. The record is from RefSeq and is a predicted model, not a curated record. The transcript has 5 exons. Lineage: Eukaryota; Fungi; Basidiomycota; Agaricomycetes; Agaricales; Pleurotaceae.
AUGAAGGUCAUCUUCCAACUCGUCCCUCUCCUCGCAGCGGCCCUCCACGUCUCCGCACACGGUGUCAUCACAGCUGUAUCAGGCACGAACGGCGUUACUGGUGCAGGUUUCGGUGUCGUUGCCACCACCCCCCGCGACGGCUCCCGACGCAAUCCAUUCCAACAAGACUCCAGCAUUAUCCGCGACAAGGAAAUAUCCAGCGGCAAGGCUGACGUCUGCGGGCGAACACUCGGAGGAGGCGUCAACAACGUGCAGACGAUGCUUGCAGCGGCGUCAACCGCUGGUCUACCUACUGCUGCUCCCGACGGCUCCGUCCAAAUGACACUCCACCAAGUCAACGGUGAUGGCGCGGGACCGUACACAUGCCAGGUUUCCGCUGAUGCUACUGGACAAAACUUUGUCGCUAUGACCGUCACGACCCAAGUACCCGGAAAGAACUCCAGGAGUAACGCCAAAGCCACGGAUUUCCCACUCGUCGCCCAAAUGCCUGCUGGUAUGACUUGCACCGGCGGUCCUAACGGCGACGCCUGCCUCGUUCGAUGCCGCAACGCCGCUACUGCUGGUCCUUUCGGAGGAUGUGUUGCUGUCACCACUGCAGACAGCGCGAACGUUGCUCCAGCCGCCGCUGCCGGGACUGCCACUGGCGUUGCCGCAACUGGUGCCGCAGCUGGUUCCAACGUCGCGAACGGUGCCGGUGUCGUUGCUGCCAAUGGUGCCAAUGGCGUUGCCGCUGCCGCCGCUCCAGCAGGUGCUGCGCUUGGUAACGCUGGCACUGCUGUCGCAGGAACUGGAGCCGCCGCCGGUGCUGCUGGGAACGCUGUUGCUGGUGCCGCUGGCACUGCUGCUGCAGGUCUCUCUGGAACGGCCGCAGGAGGGGCCGCAGGAGGCGUCGCUGGUACAGCAGGCUCCGCCGUUGCGGGUCUCCCUGGUGUCGCCUCUAGCGGAAACGGAGGCGCUGCUAUCGCCGGGGAUGGUGGCAUCACUACCGGUUCAGGUAGCGCAAACGGAGGAGCUGCGGUUUCCGGGGCUGGGGCCACUGGAUCUGCGACCCAAGCUGGGGCCACUAGCGGCCGCACCUUCGCAAAUGCACAGGCGGGAAAAGCAGGGUUCGCACGCGCAAUUUCGAGGACUCAGAAGAAGGUCGUGCAAGCGGAGGAAACAGCCAUUCCCGAUGUUUCGCUUGAGGAAGCUGAUGCGGCUCUUGCUAAGGAUCUUGACCGCCGAGAGCGUGUGGGGCGCUCGAGGAUUGUUGGUCGCCAAAUCCUUUGA